AUGAGCUCCGAUCUCUACAGACUCACAGCCAGCGAGAUCUCGGCGAAGAUCAAAGCAGGCGAAACUUCAGUCGAAGAAUACGCAAAAUCACUUCUUGCACGCAUCGAAUCGCGCGAUGAGGCCGUUCAAGCAUGGGCAUACCUUGAUCCCGAGUAUGUUAUCAAGCAGGCGAGAGCGCUCGACGCCAUUCCAACAGCUGAACGAGGACCGCUGCAUGGCGUUGCCAUCGCCGUAAAGGAUGUCAUCUACACCAAGGGUAUGCCUACACAAUUCAACUCACCCAUAUAUGCCGACGACGCGCCACAAGUAGAUGCUGGCUCCAUAGCGAUACUACGCAAGAACGGUGCACUCAUCUUCGGUAAAACAACCACGACCGAGUUUGCUGCAACAACCACCGGCCCAAAAACACGGAAUCCGCACGACCCAAAGCGUACUCCUGGUGGCUCUUCAUCCGGAUCUGGAGCCGCAGUGGGCGAUUUUCAAGCACCUAUUGGUCUAGGUACGCAGACCGGUGGCAGCACCAUUCGUCCUGGCUCGUACAACGGCAUCUACGCCCUCAAGCCCACAUGGAACUCUGUAACCCGCGAAGGCCAAAAGAUCUACUCGCUAAUUCUGGAUACACUUGGUCUCUACGCCCGCAGCGUGGCUGACCUGGAACUCCUCGCCGACGCCUUUGCCAUUCACGAUGAUGCUCCGCCUCCAACAGAUUACACAGUGAAAGGUGCGAAGUUCGCCUUUCUCAAAACGAUGGUCUGGCCAAACGUUGGUCCUGGCACCUCGGCCGCACUUGACAAAGCUGUCUCGCUCCUUCGUGCACACGGAGCUGAGGUCGAGGAGAUUGAGUUCCCAGAGUAUCUGAAUGAGUUGCCAAAUCGGCACGCGACAGUACUCAACUCUGACGGCCGAACUGCGUUUCUUCCAGAGUAUACGGUCGCUAAGGACAAGAUCUCGGAACAGCUCGUAGGCCAUGUUGAGAACAGUGGAAAGAUUUCGCGCAAGGCGCAACUUGAAGCCUUUGACGAGAUCGCAGCAGCAAGGCCGAUCGUGGACGAUAUACUUGGCAGAUACGAUGCCGUACUUACACCGAGUGUGCCAGACGAGGCGCCGUUGGGGAUUGAGAAGACAGGAAGUGCGGCUUUUUGUUUGAUCUGGACAGCACUGCAUACACCAGUAGUAAACGUUCCAGGGUUCAAAGGCGAAAAUGGAAUGCCAAUCGGCAUAUCGCUCGUUGCGCCUCGCUACCAUGACAGACGAUUGCUCGCUGUAAGCAAAAAGGUGGGUGAGAUCUUCGAAGCUGAGGGUGGAUGGAAAUGCUCUGUAUAG
This is a messenger RNA of Alternaria arborescens, 1323 nucleotides long. RefSeq lists its product as hypothetical. The coding region runs from base 1 to 1323 and encodes 440 amino acids. The transcript is spliced from 3 exons. The record is from RefSeq and is a predicted model, not a curated record. Lineage: Eukaryota; Fungi; Ascomycota; Dothideomycetes; Pleosporales; Pleosporaceae.